Molecule: messenger RNA, 468 nt
Organism: Phytophthora infestans T30-4
Lineage: Eukaryota; Oomycota; Peronosporomycetes; Peronosporales; Peronosporaceae
Exons: 9
Coding region: 1-468 (155 amino acids)
Source: RefSeq, a predicted model, not a curated record
AUGGCAGCAGCGAUUGGCUCCGUCAGCGGCGACGUUGGUGGCGUGGCUCCGUCAGCGGCGACGUUGGUGGCGGUGAGAGCGCAGGCGGCGAUGGCAGCAGCGAUUGGCUCCGUCAGCGGCGACGUUGGUGGCGUGGCUCCGUCAGCGGCGACGUUGGUGGCGGUGAGAGCGCAGGCGGCGAUGGCAGCAGCGAUUGGCUCCGUCAGCGGCGACGUUGGUGGCGUGGCUCCGUCAGCGGCGACGUUGGUGGCGGUGAGAGCGCAGGCGGCGAUGGCAGCAGCGAUUGGCUCCGUCAGCGGCGACGUUGGUGGCGGUGAGAGCGCAGGCGGCGAUGGCUGCAGCGAUGAAAACCUGAUGCAAUUCAGGCCACUGCAGCGCAAGAAACAAAGCGUCAACGAAAAGCUCAGUACCGCAACGGGACCUCCGAUGAAGCUUGAACCUGACGUGAAGAGACGCAAAACCAGCUAA